AUGGGCUAUGACAAUGCAGCUGAUACUCCAAGGUCGUACCAUUCACAACAUACGGACAUUCCAAGCUUUGAAGAACUUUCUGCUGGCAUGAGGUAUGACAUGUUUUACCAUAAUAAUGGUGUACCAUCAGAUUUUCAGAGGCCGUCUCAUUCCACCGGAAACCAGUCAUUGCCACAGCAUUAUGGUGACCUCUACGCUGAUGAUUCAAGACAUUUCGUUCCUUUUGACUCAUCAAGUCAGCAGUUUCCAUUUCAUGUUUCUCCAGAGUCUUACAUGUUUCAGGCGAACUCUAGACAUUUUGAUAGGCAUUUGAAUGAAAGAAACAUUAGUGAGGCUGAUUAUAUGAUGCGCUCUAGGGGAAACUUUGGCUUAAGAAAUAAUACAUUUGGAGAGUCUAAAGGUCCGAAUCUUAACCCCUUCAGUGGAGAAAACAUGUUUCUUCCAAUGGCAUAUACCAGAAGAUCUAUGAAGCACCCUGGUUCAGCGGACUUAUCUGCAAAUGAUUUCGAUAUGGGUCCACCACAUCGAGUUUUGCAUGAUGCUUUUGAAUCUGCUGCAAGCUUAAGUUACAGAGAGCAAGCUUAUAAUCAAUGCAAAAGAGGCUCUUUCUCUGCUUCUUCUUCUAUCCCAACUUGGGAGCUUGAUUACAACUUGCCACCACUUGAUGAAACAAGAAGUGGAAGCUGCAGCGACUUCUGCCAUUGCCUUUCCAUGCUUGACAUGCUUACCGAGAGAAACAGAGGGCCUAGGGCUUCCAUGCUAAACGGUAAAAGUAAAAUGAUCACUUAUGAUCACGUUGAUCGUUUGUGUCAGCAAGAUCUGCUCCCCCAGUUCAGGGACGCAAAGUUCUUCGUUAUUAAGUCAUAUAGCGAGGACAAUGUCCACAAGAGCGUUAAGUAUUGUGUUUGGGCAAGCACUAAAAAUGGAAACAAAAAGCUGGAUGCUGCCUAUCGUGAAGCAAAGAAGAAAGAAGUGGCAUGCCCUGUCUUUCUUUUGUUUUCGGUGAAUGCGAGUGCCCAGUUUUGUGGAGUGGCCGAGAUGGUUGGACCGGUUGAUUUCAACACAAGUGUAGAGUACUGGCAACAGGAUAGGUGGUCAGGACACUUCCCGGUCAAAUGGCUAAUUGUUAAAGAUGUUCCCAACAGUCUCUUUCGUCACAUCAUAAUUGAAAACAAUGACAAUAAGCCUGUCACUAACAGUAGAGACACCCAAGAGGUGGGACUGGAACAAGGUAUAGAGAUGUUAAAUAUAUUCAAUAGCUGUGAGAUGCGUUCUUCGAUCCUCGAUGACUUCAGCUUCUGCGAAGAGCGACAGAGAGCGAUUCAAGCCAGAAAAGCCAGACAACGUGCUGUUCUUGAAAAUUUCUGUGUCUCCCAAACCUCUGUUCCAACACAUCAUCCCACAAGUUCUCUCCCUGACGAUUUAGUAAAGGAAAUGUCCCGAAGCUUUGCAGAGGCUUUGGCCUUGCAACACAAACCCAUUUAA
This is a messenger RNA of Thlaspi arvense, 1485 nucleotides long. NCBI's taxonomy places the organism in Eukaryota, Viridiplantae, Streptophyta, Magnoliopsida, Brassicales, Brassicaceae. The record is from the annotation of a GenBank genome assembly.